Messenger RNA from Terrapene triunguis (Three-toed box turtle), 2365 nucleotides. It is a transcript of the gene SLC24A3, whose product is annotated as solute carrier family 24 member 3. Gene Ontology annotation, molecular function: calcium channel activity; calcium, potassium:sodium antiporter activity. Lineage: Eukaryota; Metazoa; Chordata; Testudines; Emydidae. Gene Ontology annotation, cellular component: membrane. The record is from RefSeq and is a predicted model, not a curated record. Bases 35 to 1738 code for a protein of 567 amino acids. Gene Ontology annotation, biological process: intracellular calcium ion homeostasis; calcium ion transmembrane transport. The transcript has 15 exons.
GCCAUAAAUUGCAUCUUUCCACUAUCCUGAUUAAAUGUUUCUUUUUUCUCCUUUCCCAGCUCUCCAUGAAUUCCCCAGCGACAUCUUUACAAAUGAGGACAGAAGACAUGGAGCUGUAGUCCUGCAUGUCUUCUGUGCCAUGUAUAUGUUCUACGCUUUGGCAAUUGUCUGUGAUGAUUUCUUUGUCCCUUCGUUGGAAAAGAUUAGUGAACGCCUGCAGCUUAGUGAAGACGUGGCUGGGGCAACUUUCAUGGCAGCUGGAAGCUCCGCUCCUGAGUUGUUUACAUCUGUUAUAGGUGUUUUUAUCACAAAAGGAGACGUAGGAGUCGGAACCAUUGUUGGCUCUGCCGUAUUCAACAUUCUCUGUAUAAUCGGUGUGUGUGGCCUUUUCGCAGGACAGGUGGUUGCACUGUCAUCGUGGAGUCUGCUGCGAGAUUCAACCUAUUACACACUGUCUGUUGUUGCACUCAUUGUGUUUAUUUAUGAUGAAAUCGUUUCUUGGUGGGAGUCCCUCGUCCUAGUGCUGAUGUACUUCAUUUACAUCCUGAUCAUGAAGUUUAAUUCCUCCAUACAUCACUGCUUUGAAAGGAAGACAAAAAAUGCUGCAAAUAUGGUGAACGGAUUAGCAAAUAACACAGAAAUGGACGAUAACAGCAAUUGUGACGCCACCGUGGUAUUACUAAAGAAAGGUAACUGUUCCAGGAAUUUCCGUCGUAAAGCCUCGGUGAUCAUGGUGGACGAGCUGCUGUCUGCUUACCCACACCAGCUUUCCUUCUCUGAGGCUGGGCUCCGGAUAAUGAUCACCAGCCACUUCCCUCCCAAAACCCGUCUCUCCAUGGCCAGUCGCAUGUUGAUCAACGAGAGGCAAAGGCUGAUAAACAGCAGAGCCUACACCAAUGGGGAAUCGGAAGUGGCUAUCAAAAUUCCUAUCAAGCACGCGCUGGAGAACGGGACAGGCCCCAGCAACUCCACUGAAAGGGGCGUGAAUGGGACCCGAAGAGACGAGGACAUGGCUGAGGCUGGAAAUGAGACCGAGAACGAGGACAAUGAGAACAACGAGAAUGAUGAGGAAGAGGAGGAAGAGGAGGAGGAUAAUGAUGGACCUUACACUCCUUUUGACCUACCCUCUGGCAAAAUGGAAAUCCUGAAGUGGCUGUUCACCUGGCCACUGAGCUUCCUUCUGCACUUCACGGUGCCCAACUGCAACAAGCCCUACUGGGAAAAAUGGUUCAUGGUCACCUUUGCUUCCUCUACCCUCUGGAUUGCAGCCUUAUCCUACGUGAUGGUGUGGAUGGUUACGAUCAUUGGCUACACAUUGGGUAUUCCAGAUGUGAUCAUGGGUAUCACAUUCCUGGCAGCUGGAACCAGCGUACCGGACUGCAUGGCUAGCCUUAUAGUAGCAAGACAAGGCAUGGGGGAUAUGGCUGUGUCGAACUCCAUUGGAAGUAAUGUUUUUGACAUUUUAAUUGGCCUGGGUCUCCCAUGGGCUCUGCAGACUCUAGCAGUGGAUUAUGGUUCAUAUAUCCAGUUAAACAGCCGAGGACUUAUCUAUUCCGUUGGCUUGCUGCUGGCAUCAGUUUUUGUCACCGUACUUGGUGUCCACAUGAACAAAUGGAAGCUGGAUAAGAAGCUGGGAAUUGUGUGCCUUUUCCUGUACGGCAUCUUCUUAUGUUUCUCCAUCAUGACAGAAUUCAAUGUUUUCACUUUUGUGAACUUGCCGAUGUGCAGAGAUCACUGAUCCAGGUGGCAGACUGUCGAAAGGUACUUCCUUCUUACCUGUGCAAUACAAAACACGGCUGGCGUCUCCAGAACACGGUGCACCCGACGGUCGUGAAAUAUAUCCUGCUCACUGUUCAUAGGAUUCUCCUCCCAUCUCGGUUUACCCUCUUCCGACCCCGAAACCUGGAAAAAUCCUGCAUCGAUGUGAAGAUAAUUUUUUUUCAACAUUAAUGUGAUUUCCAAGUUCAGUUUUUGAACAGUGACUGGGAUUCUAAAUGAACUGGCUGCUAUCUGGCGUUGAGCCAGGCAAAACUGGUCUGCUACAAUUCCUUCCUUUUUAAGUUAUUUGGUGGAAGACUAAUCUAAUUUAUGAUUUAAGACUAUUGCUAGAAUGCAGAAGAAGAGGGUACAUUGUAUAUGGGGUGUUUUUCAAGCAGAACUGUGGGAAUCUUUUAUUUUUAUUUUUUUCAGAGAUCAACAGCCUCUCUUUGCAACUUCUCCUUCUGAGCGCUGGAUUUCGUGUAAUGAUCCAAAGGUCACAAGUGCAGUGUAUUAUGGGAACUCAAUUUGAAAUACUCAGCAUAUGAGUGGAUUGACUGUUUAUUAAAAAAAAUGACUGGCAAGGCAGUGGAUAACAACUUUAUAC